GCCGGCCCCGCCACCCGAAGACGCGCCCCCUGCGCCAUGUCGAAGAAAAAAGGAUUGAGCGCAGAGGAAAAGAGAACUCGCAUGAUGGAAAUUUUUUUUGAGACGAAAGAUGUAUUUCAAUUAAAAGACAUGGAGAAGAUUGCUCCCAAAGAGAAAGGCAUUACUGCUAUGUCAGUAAAAGAAGUUCUCCAAAGCUUAGUUGAUGAUGGUAUGGUUGAUUGUGAGAGGAUUGGAACGUCUAAUUAUUAUUGGGCUUUUCCAAGCAAAGCUCUUCAUGCAAGGAAACGUAAGUUGGAGGUUCUGGAGUCUCAGUUGUCUGAGGGAAACCAGAAGCACGCAAAUCUACAGAAAAGCAUCGAGAAGGCUAAAAUUGGCCGACAUGAAACGGAAGAGCGAACCAGGUUAGCAAAAGAGCUUUCUUCACUUCGAGAACAAAGGGAACAGCUAAAGGCAGAAGUAGAAAAAUACAAAGAAUGUGAUCCGCAAGUUGUGGAAGAAAUACGUCAAGCAAAUAAAUUAGCCAAAGAAGCUGCUAACAGAUGGACUGAUUUGGGUGUCAGUACUGUGCUUUCCUCUUUAAGAAGAUAUGGAAGUUUUCCUUUCUUUGAACCAAUUUAUGUAACAUUGGGAUUAUCUGCCUUCUAAAGAUACUCAGCUAUAAUUUCAAACAAGAACAAAACAAAUAUUAGGUCAUUUGUACAUACGAUCAACACCAUUUUGUUUUUUAUUUAACAGUUCAAAAAGUUUGUUUUGUUCAAAAAGAUUGUUUUCUUGCUAUGUACUAUUUUUUCAUAAAGAUAUAUUAAGAUGAUGGAUUUGUUUUCAUUUUCAUGUUAUUUCCGAUAAUAUUUUCAAAGAACAUUUCCAAACAUACCUAUUUGCACAUUUGGGGGAUUUAUAAGGAUGAAUUCCUCGACAUCCCCCUUUUCCCAAAAGAAUCCCUGUUCAUGAAGAACUGAUGUGCUAAAAGAAUAUGAGAAACAUGACAGCAGAAUUUUAUAGAAAAGCAGAGGAAGAGUAAUAGCUUUGAAGACUUUUUAAAUUGCUUUUUUCAUGGAUUUUCAGAAAUGGACCCUAACUAAUUUUUUAUUAAAGAGAUUUGUAUAAAAUGAGCUGAGAAUCUAUUAUCAAAAACAGAUUUAUAAAAAAAUACUGCCAUUUAGCUAGAAUUUAUUAAUAAAAAAAAUUGUAAUUACUGCUCAGUUAUUGUUAGGUUAAAGAUUGGCUUUUAAAAGUUAAAGUCCAAAUGCUUUCUGGGAAACGUCUCUAAAAUAUACCUUACCAAUCCGGAGACCAGAUCUGUGGCAGAGAGGGUUGAGUUCAUUUGCACGCCUGCACUUGGAAGGCAUCGUGUUUCACAUAACAUUUUGAAAAGUGACUAUGAGAACUUUUUACACAUUUCAACUGAACAGAUGUGUGAUUUUUUUUCUGCCCAGUUGUGGUUGUUACCGUCUUUAAGUAAACAUACUUCUUGCUUACAUGUGUUUUCUGUGUUAUGUGAGCUCUGGGGACCCACACCUGACUGAGUUUAACUUGCUGAGCAAGUUUCCAUCUGAGCAGAUUUGGUUUGAUUCUUAGGUCAACUGGAACAAAUAUUUUGCCCUGAAGUACCCUAAUAAAGUCAGUUUGUAUCUACAGGAA
Molecule: messenger RNA, 1641 nt
Organism: Miniopterus natalensis
Lineage: Eukaryota; Metazoa; Chordata; Mammalia; Chiroptera; Miniopteridae
Gene: MND1
Product: meiotic nuclear divisions 1
Biological process (GO): reciprocal meiotic recombination
Cellular component (GO): nucleus
Molecular function (GO): double-stranded DNA binding
Source: RefSeq, a predicted model, not a curated record